Molecule: messenger RNA, 2070 nt
Organism: Acaulospora morrowiae
Lineage: Eukaryota; Fungi; Glomeromycota; Glomeromycetes; Diversisporales; Acaulosporaceae
Source: the annotation of a GenBank genome assembly
AUGGAAGACGCCUUAGAGCACACCGGUAUAAAUACAUCUUUCUAUUGGAAAUUCACACUGAUCAGGGAAUUACAGGAACGAAUGCGUCUGAUGCUGGAAAAAGCAAAGGUGUCCGACGAAAUCUACAAAUUAUUAUGCGAGAAGUUCUUUCAUUCUGAUAAUAAUGAUUACAACUUUACAUCAGAAGACGGUGGCGAUAGAAUGGAAGUAAUCUCGAGUCGGGUAAGAACAGUGGGAAAUACAUCGAUUUCGGAAAAUGUCGUGUCGAGUUCAAGUAAAUCGGCUGAGAAUAGAGGAUCAUCUGGAAAGUUACCUAGAGAAGAAAUAGGUGUCAUUUCACCUUCACGACACAUUCAAGUACUUCAGGAUAAUCAAGCCGAUGAUGAUUCCGAGGAUUACUAUUCCCAGAACCCUUUAUCAAUCGAAGACGUUAGAAUUUCUAGGGAAACGUCACAAAUGAAGAUGUCUGUUGAAUCUUCUAGGGAAACGUCACAAUUGAAGAUGUCUGUUGAACCUUCUAAGGAAAUGUCACAAUUGAAGAUGUCUGCCGGUCCUUCCAUGGAAACAUCAGCAACAGAAAUGUCUGCUGAACCCGAACCUCCCAAUGAAAAUUUACCAUCAGAAAUGUCUAUUGAACCUGAACUUCCUAUAAAAAUAACAUUACCAGAAAUUUCUAGUGAAUUUGAACCUCCUAUGGAAACAUCACAAUCAGUAAUGUUUACAGAACCUGAACCUCAUAUGGAAAUAUUACCAUCAGAAAUGUCCACGGAAAAAUUGCCACCUCAGAUAAUGACGACCUCCGAACGUUCAAAAUCGUCAUCAUCGAAUUUGGCUGUCGAACUUUCGGAUAGUGAAAAAUUAUCAAUCUAUCCAAACGUCGAACAAUCGACUUCGACAAGCGUUGACGCAGCAGACAUGAAUUUCGGAACGCUUCAGAUACCUUCUUCGGUGUUGCCCAAACCAACCAUACAAGCUAUGAUAGAGAGAGCGUGCAACCCUCAGCUAAGAGAACCUGAUUUGGCGCUAGACUUGGAGAUCGCAGAUUUAAUUAAUCAAAAAAAGCAAAAUUACCCGCGCGAUGCUGCAUUUCAUAUCGUAAAGCUUGUAAAUCAUCGCAACCCAACUGUUGGCUUGUUGGCAUUGACGCUUUUAGAUAUUUGUGUCAAAAACUGUGGUUACCCAUUUCAUUUGCAGAUAGCUACCACGGAAUUUUUAAAUGAACUCGUAAAGGGUUUCCCCGAGAAGCCACCAGCGAUUCCUAAUCCAAUACAAUUGAGAAUAUUGGAAUUUAUUCUCGAGUGGAAAUCUACUAUUUGUGCGACUUCGCGUCACAAGGAUGAUUUACAUCAUAUUGAUGAUAUGUUUCGACUGCUUCUUUAUAAAGGGUACAUGUUCCCUGAACUGGAUGGUCAAUCAGCGGCGGUCCUGCAUCCAACAGAGACGUUGAAAUCCCCCGAUGAAUUGGAGGAAGAGGACCGUGCUGCGCAAGCAGCCAAACUACAAGAAUUGAUCCGUAGAGGUACGCCUGCGGAUCUAGAAGAGGCGAAUGAACUUAUGAAAGUUAUGGCUGGCUAUGAUCCGGAACAAAAGCCUGAUUAUAAAAAGCAGGUUAAUGAAGAAUUAGAGCGUGUUCAAAGGAAAACAAUACUCUUAAAUGAAAUGCUAAACAAUGUUAAACCUGGUGAAAAUAUCGGAAAUGGUGAUGAUUUGGUGCAAUCUUGUAAAGUCGUGCAACCCAAAAUUCAGAAAUUUAUUUCUGAAGAGGAUGAUUCGGAAAGCAUUGAACGUUUAUUGAAUCUAAAUGACUUGAUCAAUACGGUACUGAAGAAAUACGAAGACAUCUCAAACGGAAUAUUUAAAGAAACAGAACUAUCGCCUCCACCGCCACCACCGUCAACGAAUAGUGCGUCGGAAUCCUGGUUAAUUGACUUGGAAGAGGAUGAACAACCACAAGGACAAGGACAAAUUAAAAUUUCCGACGAUUUAAUUGGCAUUACGAGUGUUCCCAACAAUGAACAAGGGAAAAAGGGACCGGUUAUAGAUGAUUUACUUGGGUUAUCGUUUAAUUGA